This is a messenger RNA of Brassica oleracea var. oleracea, 783 nucleotides long. RefSeq lists its product as uncharacterized. NCBI's taxonomy places the organism in Eukaryota, Viridiplantae, Streptophyta, Magnoliopsida, Brassicales, Brassicaceae. Bases 116 to 574 code for a protein of 152 amino acids. The record is from RefSeq and is a predicted model, not a curated record. The transcript has a single exon.
UUUUGAGAGGGUUUAACACACAAGCUUCGUUUACAAAUCUACGAGUCGGCGGCUGCAGAACAACGAACUUUCUUCAUCAACGAUUCGAUCUCGCGGCUUAGAGUGAAGGGCGAUCAUGUCAUCUCCGGAUCAGAAGACAGAGAAUUCCGAUUCCCAAUCUCCGUCAGAGGAGCUGGGAGAUUCGUCAACUGUUCCGCAAGAUCCGGUUGAAUCCGGAUCUCCGAAUGAAGAAGAAGAAUCGGAUCCUCCAAAGGAAGGAGGAGACGCUGAGGAGGAGGAGGAAGGAGAGUGCGGGUUCUGCUUGUUCAUGAAAGGAGGCGGAUGCAAAGAGUCGUUCACGGCUUGGGAAGUGUGCGUGGAGGAAGCUGAGAAGAACAAGGAAGACAUCGUCACCAAGUGUAUGGAAGUCACUAGUACCUUGAAGAAAUGUAUGGAUGAACAUUCGGAUUACUACCAGCCGAUUCUGGCUGCGGAGAGAGCUGCUGAAGAACAGGUGAAGAAGGAGCUCGAAGGGGAGAAGGAGAAGGAUAUCUCUGAAGAGGAAGCGGCGGCGAUGAAGCAAGCUCGGGGUUAAACUUGAGAGGAGGUUUAGGUAAAUUUUACCAGAGGACAUUUCUCGUUGUUGUUUAGAUUCAAAAAAACUUUAAAAAGACCACCAUUGAUGGUGGAGUUUCUUUACCUAAUUAUAAUCUGUUACUUUGUGUGCGAAUAAGUCUCGAUUGAUUUGAGAUCAAUUUAAUUUCUGUGAACCUUUCUAUCUGAUUGAAUACUCUCUUGUUUUUA